AUGGAUCCAAGAUUAAUCAAAGAAGUUUUGAUGAACAAAUUUGGACAUUUUGUGAAACCAAAAGUAAAUCCUCUUGCAAAAAUUAUAUUUGUAGGUCUUCUAAGCUAUGAUGGCCAAAAAUGGGUCAAACACAGACGAAUUAUCAAUCCUGCCUUCCAUCUUGAGAAGCUGAAGCUGAUGGUGCCAGCAUUCUCUACAUCAUUGGAUGAGCUAAUUAGAAGAUGGGACAAGAUGAUCCCUGAUGAAGGCUCUUUAGAAUUAGACGUGUUUCCAGAACUUCAAAAUCUCACAAAAGAUGUCAUUUCCAGGACUGCAUUUGGUAGCAACUAUGAAGAAGGAAGAAAAAUAUUCCAAUUCCUAACAGAGCAAACCCAGCUUUUUCUUCAUGAGGCUAUUCAAAGUGUUUAUAUCCCUGGUUAUCAGUUUCUGCCCACACCAAUGAAUAUGAGAAGAAGCCAAAUUGACAAAGAGAUGGAAAGAAUACUUAGAGGCAUGAUUGAGAAGAGAGAGAAGGCCAUGAGAAUGGGGAAAGGUAGCAAGAAUGACCUUCUGGGUAUAUUAUUGGAGUCCAAUAUGAAAGUGGGCGGAGAAGAGCAUGGCAAGUCCAAAGAAGGAGGGAUGACUACUCAGGAUGUGAUUGAAGAGUGCAAACUGUUCUACUUUUCAGGGCAAGAGACUACUUCAGCUCUGCUCACAUGGACAAUGAUUUUGUUGAGCAUGUAUCCAAACUGGCAGGCUAAGGCAAGAGAAGAGGUUCUUCAAGUGUUUGGGAAGAACACACCUGACAUGGAUGGAUUGAGCCGCUUAAAGAUUGUGACCAUGAUUCUGUAUGAAGUUCUCAGAUUAUACCCACCAUUGGCUUUCCUGAACAGAAGACCGUAUAAAACAAUGGAAAUUGGUGGGAUUAGUUACCCUCCAGGAGUGCUUCUCAUGCUGCCUAUACUCUUAAUUCACCAUGACACUGAAUUGUGGGGAGAAGAUGCUAAAGAAUUCAAGCCAGAGAGGUUUGCAGAAGGGAUAUCAAAAGCUUCAAAAGUUGCAGGUGCUUUCUUUCCAUUUAGUGUUGGUCCUCGUGUAUGCAUUGGCCAGAACUUUGCACUGAUUCAAGCUAAGAUGGGACUUAGCAUGAUACUCCAGCAUUUCUCGUUUGUGCUCUCACCUUCCUACAUCCAUGCACCAUGCACUGUUGUAACUCUCCAACCACAGCAUGGAGCUCAGCUCAAGCUGCAUAAAUUCUAA
Molecule: messenger RNA, 1239 nt
Organism: Dioscorea cayenensis subsp. rotundata (Guinea yam)
Lineage: Eukaryota; Viridiplantae; Streptophyta; Magnoliopsida; Dioscoreales; Dioscoreaceae
Product: cytochrome P450 CYP72A219-like
Exons: 5
Coding region: 1-1239 (412 amino acids)
Molecular function (GO): oxidoreductase activity, acting on paired donors, with incorporation or reduction of molecular oxygen; monooxygenase activity; heme binding
Source: RefSeq, a predicted model, not a curated record